AUGUCCGCAAAGCGAGGAACUAUCCCUAUGGGCUUUCAGCUCGUAACAACCGGCGCCUUGGCCGGAGUAGGAAUCACGUCGACCUGCGAGCAGGUUUUAUACCAGAAAAUCAACUGCGAUGCACGAAUCCUUAGAGCAUGUGCCCAAUCACCCGAGCUUGCUCCGGGGUUUCCAGUUGUUGCUCUGCUGGACAAAAUUCAUACCGGCUGGAAUGAGACCUGUUUGAACGACAGGACAUCAAUGAAAUACUGUAACGACAUUAUUGAAUCGUGGCCCACGGUCGAGGAGAUCAGCGAUAUGUCGCGAGAUCAGCUUUGCUCUUACUGCUAUGGUGCUAAGCUUAAGCUCAUGCAGCAAUCACCAUACUCAGCUUAUGAUAAUUUGUAUGCGGAAAGACUCAAAUUUGUGAUAAAAAGUUGCAACCAACCGGAUUCUCCAACUAAACCUAUUGAGAACUCAAGGAAUACAACCUUGCCAGAAGCGUGCCACUCCGAUAGAAAGUACGUGACCCAGAAAGGCGAUACUUGUGACAGUAUUUCGACUGCAAAAGGGGUAUCUGCCGCAACGCUUUAUCAUAUCAACUCUGGGCUCCGACAUUGUGAUAGCCUUGAUAUUGGCAUAAACCUGUGUUUACCGCAAUCUUGCAGCUCAACUUACUCGGUGAAGCCAAAUGACAACUGCGUUGAUGUCGCUGUGAAGCAUGGUACAGGCGGUUGGAUGAAACUUGUUUCAUGGAAUCCUGGGCUUGACUCCCUGUGUACCAAUAUUGUGGGUGCAAACCCAUCCUGGGGUUCAGUCAUCUGUGUCACGCCUCCAGGGGGCGCUUACGGGGGCGUUCCUCCUAGAAAUUCAACAAAGCGAGGCAAUGAAAACGCUGGCGGGCUAGGGGGCUCCGGAGACGGAUAUUCAGACGACAUUGUUGCCGCACCAAAUGGAACUAUCGCAGAGGGCACCACAGACAAGUGUGGCAAUUACGUACAAGUCCAAGACGGGGACAGUUGUGGGAAGAUCGUGGUCCGUGGUGCAGUCCCUGUGGAUCUUUUCGUCGAUGUGAACCCAUCUUUGGAAUCUACUGCGAGCUGCAUGGCACGUCUCCAACCGGGCGUCUGGUACUGUCUCAACCCAUAUAGAUAUUGGAAUAUGACUAGACCAGUGAUCUAG
Molecule: messenger RNA, 1161 nt
Organism: Arthroderma uncinatum
Lineage: Eukaryota; Fungi; Ascomycota; Eurotiomycetes; Onygenales; Arthrodermataceae
Exons: 4
Coding region: 1-1161 (386 amino acids)
Source: RefSeq, a predicted model, not a curated record